Molecule: messenger RNA, 1712 nt
Organism: Lotus japonicus
Lineage: Eukaryota; Viridiplantae; Streptophyta; Magnoliopsida; Fabales; Fabaceae
Product: endoglucanase
Exons: 8
Coding region: 16-1554 (512 amino acids)
Biological process (GO): carbohydrate metabolic process
Molecular function (GO): hydrolase activity, hydrolyzing O-glycosyl compounds
Source: RefSeq, a predicted model, not a curated record
GUUACUAAUUAAGUCAUGGGGUAUUACAAUUUGUUGGUCACUGGUUUGUUCUUGUGGUGUGCCAUGUUUGGUCACAAUGGAGUGCUAGCCAUGAUGGAUGGGGAGAUAAUAAUGAAUUCCUCCUCAGCUUCUUCUAACUAUGACUAUGCAGAUGCUGUUGGCAAAGCCAUCUUGUUUUUUGAAGGACAACGCUCAGGGAAGUUACCCUCCAAUCAAAGGGUCCAGUGGAGGGGGGAUUCAGCUCUCUCUGAUGGCAAGCUUCAAAAUGUGAAUUUGGUGGGAGGAUACUAUGAUGCGGGUGAUAAUGUGAAGUUUGAAUGGCCAAUGGCGUUUACAGUGAGCUUAUUGAGUUGGAGCGGUGUUGAGUAUGAGAAGGAGGUAUCUUCAGUGAAGCAGCUUGAUUACCUUCGCAGUGCUAUCCGCUGGGGUGCAGAUUUCAUUUUGCAAGCUCACACUUCCCCAACCACCUUAUUUACACAGGUAGGAGAUGGGAACUCAGAUCAUCAAUGUUGGGAGCGGCCGGAAGACAUGGAUACACCGAGAACACUCUACAAGAUUGAUGCUAAUUCUCCUGGAACUGAAGUUGCAGCUGAGUCUGCUGCUGCUCUUGCUGCUGCUUCAAUUGUCUUCAAGAAAACAGAUGCCACUUAUUCGUCAAAGCUAUUAAGCCAGUCAAAAUCACUGUUUGAUUUUGCUGACAAGUACAGAGGUUCUUACUCAGGCUCUUGCCCAUUCUACUGUUCCUACUCUGGUUACCAGGAUGAACUGUUAUGGGCUGCUUCAUGGCUAUACAAGGCUAGUGGAGAAAGCAAGUACUUGAGCUACAUCACAAGUAACCAAGGUUGGAGUCAGGGAGUUUCUGAGUUCAGCUGGGAUAACAAAUUUGUUGGAGCUCAGACAUUACUCACAGAGGAAUUCUAUGGUGGGAAGAAGGACUUGGCCAAAGUUAAGAGUGACGGCGAAUCAUUUAUAUGUGCAAUGAUGCCAGGAAGUAGCUCUCAACAGAUUAAAACAACUCCUGGUGGACUUCUGUAUACUAGAGAUAGUAGUAAUUUGCAAUAUACCACAACCUCAACCAUGGUGCUAUUCAUUUUCUCCAACAUCCUAACCAGAAAUCAUAUUGAUGGAAUCCAAUGUGGCUCCACUCAUUUCACCCCCUCUCAAAUCAGAGCCUUUGCCAAAACACAGGUGGAUUACAUACUAGGAAACAAUCCCAUGAAGAUGUCUUACAUGGUGGGAUUUGGCAGUAAAUACCCAAAGCAAUUGCAUCACAGAGGCUCUUCUAUCCCUUCAAUGAAAAUUCACCCAGCCAAAGUGGGUUGCAGUGAUGGUCAAUCACAGUAUUUCUCUUCCCCUAAUCCAAAUCCCAAUGUUCAUGUGGGUGCCAUUGUUGGAGGCCCUAACUCCAAUGACCAAUUCAAUGAUGCAAGAUCUGAUUAUUCUCAUGCUGAACCCACCACAUAUAUGAAUGCUGCUUUCGUAGGUUCAGUAGCUCCUUUGCUUGGAGAAACGAGGACCUUGCAGUUUCCCCAAAUUGUUGACAGGAAAGCCUAAUGAAGCUGAUAGUCCAGUAGAACAUAUGCCUCAAUAUAUGUUUGAUUAACUAAUCUGAUAAUAUAAUUUACCCCAGCCAUAUAUACACAUUCAUGUUAAGAUUAUCUCACAUACAUUUGUCAUUACAAGUGAAUGCUUGAAUCGGUUUUUGUCGACAA